Molecule: messenger RNA, 1010 nt
Organism: Aspergillus uvarum CBS 121591
Lineage: Eukaryota; Fungi; Ascomycota; Eurotiomycetes; Eurotiales; Aspergillaceae
Product: SGNH hydrolase
Exons: 1
Coding region: 175-975 (266 amino acids)
Molecular function (GO): hydrolase activity
Source: RefSeq, a predicted model, not a curated record
UGAUUGCUGGAACUGACGCUGGAUUCUUCCAGUUGGUGGGGUGAACCAGCACAACCCUCCCCAGGGAGUCAACACAUAAGACGUGCAUUCACCACCCCGACAAGCAUCACGAAACCCAGACCACCCUCCCAGUCCCAACUCUCACAAAACAAUCCCCACAAUCUAACCAUCACGAUGAAACUCCCCCUCCUUACCCUCCUUCCCUUCCUCGCCCAGCACACCACCGCCCAUCCCUCCCGCAAGCCCCAAGCCCCCCCCGUGCCCCCCAUCUUCUUCCUCGCCGGCGACAGCACAACCGCCAAACAAAGCACCGGCGGCGGCGGCUGGGGCAACGGCUUCCUGAACACAACCCUCCACCACAACGCAACAGGAAUCAACUACGGCGUCAACGGCCGAACGACCGUCAGCUACCGCGCCGACGGCUACUGGGCCACCGUGCUCGCGAGCGUAACCACCGCCCACGCCUCCGGCACGCACAACCCCUACGUAACCAUCCAAUUCGGCCACAACGACCAGAAGGCAGCCGCCAACAUCUCCAUCGCCGAGUACACCACCAACCUGGAAGUGUUUGUCAGUGACGUGCGCACCGCCGGCGGCACCCCCAUCCUGGUCACGCCGCUCUCGCGCCGCGGCUACGACAACUCAACCGGCACGCCCCUCAUCGUCGAGAACCUGGCCGAUCAGCGCGCCGCCACGAUCGCCGCGGCGCAGGCCACCGGCGCGCUGUGGAUUGAUUUGAAUGCGGCGAGUACCCGGUACCUGAAUGCGAUUGGGCCGGCGGACGCGUGGACGUAUAACCUGGUGGCGGAUGAUCAGACGCAUUUGAAUGCGCAGGGGAGUGUGGUUUUUGGGGGGCUCGUGGCCGAGCUGAUCGGCGGGGUUGUGCCAGACCUAAAGAGGGAGGGGUUUGUGGUUGUUGAGAGGACGCUCAGGGAGGAUUUGGAUCGCGGGGUGUAUUUUUGGCCGGAGUUGUAGGGCUUCUCUGGAUUUUGUGGGGAGGGAGGGGAUUA